AUGUCCUCCUCCUCUUCGACAGAUAAUACAUCAGCGUCUGCAUCGCAAUUGUUGUCGACUCUUAUCCCAGCGGCGGUCAUUGCAGCUGUUUACUUCCUGAUUUUCCUUAUUUUCAGAAAAAGAGAAUCCAGAGUUUAUGAGCCACGUAGUACAGUGCAAUAUGUCCCAGAUGAUUUAAGACCUAGAGAGAGUAAACCGGGAGCGUUUGCAUGGAUUACAGGCUUGAUGAAGAUGCCUCAGCUGUACAUUCUUCAACAGACUGGCCCAGAUGGUUAUUUUUUUCUCCGCUUCUUGUUCGAGUUUGCUUUCAUCUGUCUUCUCGGAUGCUUUCUUAUCUGGCCAAUCCUUUUCCCGAUUAAUAUCACCAAUUCGAAUGGCCUCAAGCAAUUGGACAUGUUAACUAUCGGAAAUGUCAAGCACAAGUGGAGGUUACUAGCACAUGUGUUCGUUUCCUGGCUCUUUUUUGGAUUUGCAAUUUUUGUGAUAUAUCGUGAAAUGGUCUAUUACACAACUUUCAGACAUGCAUUGCAAACAACUCCAUUGUAUGACUCCCUUCUUUCCUCAAGAACGUUGCUUUUAACAGAGCUUCCUGAAAAAGCUUUAGCAGAAGAUGAAUUGAGAGCUUAUUUUCCCACAGCUACUAAUGUUUGGUAUGCUCGUGAUUACAAGAAAUUAGAAAAGCUCGUCAAGGAAAGAACAAAAUUGGCAGGUAAGUAUGAGAAUGCUUUAUCCGGUGCAUUGACAAAGGCGGUUAAAGUGCGGAAUAAGUGCGUGAAGAAGAAUAAGCCAUGUCCUGAACCUUCGGAUGAUUUGAACAAAUAUUUAAAGGAUGGCAAGAAGAGGCCGACUCACAGAUUGAAGUUUCUCAUUGGCAAGAAAGUUGACACUUUAGAUUAUGGAGUUGAAAGGUUGGGCGAGCUCAACCGUGAAAUAAAGAAGAAACAAUUGGAACACAACGCAAAUACACAAUGGCCCGCUGUGUUCAUGGAAUUUCCAACGCAAUUGGAGUUGCAGAAAGCUUACCAAGCUAUCCCCUACAGUUCUGAUUUAAACAAGUGUAAGAGAUUUACAGGAUUGGCGCCUGAUGACAUUGUUUGGGAGAAUCUCUCGUUAACUCCGAUGAAAAGAAGAAUAAAGAGGCUCAUAGCAUCUACCAUCUUGACUUUGAUGAUUAUCUUCUGGGCCAUCCCUGUUGCAGUAGUUGGUGCUAUUUCAAACAUCAACUUCAUCACAGAAAAGCUUACUUUCCUAAAAUUCAUUAAUAAGAUGCCUUCCGUGUUGAUGGGUAUUAUUACUGGUCUCUUACCAGUUGUUGCUUUAAUUGUAUUGAUGUCUUUGGUUCCUCCAUUCAUCAAGAAAAUGGGUAAGAUUAGUGGUGCAUUGACGGUCCAAGAAGUUGACAGAUACUGCCAGAAUUGGUUCUACGCUUUUCAAGCUGUGAAUUCAUUUAUUGUUGUUACUGUCGCCUCGGCUUCUGUGAGUUCGAUUCAAACAAUUAUAAACAAACCCGACUCAGUUCUCACUUUGCUUGCAACCAAAAUUCCCAAGGCUUCCAAUUUCUACAUUUCGUACCUUUGCUUGCUCGGCUUGGCAUCAGCCUCGAAGGCUGUUGCUAAUGUUGUUGGGUUGAUUUUGGCUCAAUUCUUGGGGAAGAUUUUGGACAAAACUCCAAGAGCUAAGUGGAAUCGUUACAUCACUUUACUGCAGCCUGACUUUGCCACACUUUAUCCCGGGUAUCAGUUUGUGGCUUUAAUAGCUUUUGCUUACGCAAUAGUUGCCCCCUUGAUUUUGGGCUUCGCUUCCAUUUCUCUUUUCUUGAUUCUUGCUGCCUUUUUGUACAAUAUGGUGCAUGUUAUGCAGCCAAACAAGCAUGAUGCACGUGGAAGAAACUAUCCUCUCACAUUAUUCCAGUUCUUCGUUGCGUUAUACUUAGCUGAAGUGACGUUGUUGGCUUUGUUUGUUUUUGGAAAGAAUUGGGCAUGUGUAGGUCUCGAAGCUUUUUGGAUCUUUGUGACAGUGGCUAGUCACGUAUACAUGAAGUGGAAAUUCAUCCCAUUGUUUGAGACUGUUCCAAUUUCUGCUCUCAAGUAUGGCGCAGGUGAUCGCACUUUCCAGUAUCCAAUGUAUGAUCAAGGAUCUAAGGAAAUCAGACUAGAGGGCCAGAAUUAUUGGGAAGGUGGCAACCAACUCGGAUUGGUUGAAUCGCCAGUUGAUCAGGUGUUGAGGGAUACCAAGGCAGAGGACUCGGAUACGAACACUCGUACUGGAUCCAAUGAAAAGUAUGCUGACUCAAAAUUAGAUAUGGCACAUCCUGAGCCCGAGAAAGGAAAGACGACGCCUGCUAGUGCAAUUAGUAGGUUUUUCAAACCGAAGUUGAAUACCUUUGAUAUGGUUCGAGAGUCCAUGCCAGCAGUGUAUUUCAACUACAUUGAGUAUAAUCCUGAUUUUGUUAGAACUGCUUACGAUGAUCCAGCAGUUACUGACGAUGAGCCACAUAUUUGGAUUCCGAAGGAUGACUUAGGAUUGUCUGAAAUCGAGAAGAAUAAGGCGAUUGAGAAUGGAAUUGACUGCUCGGAUGCUGAUGCUGGGUUUGACGAAAAGGGUAGCCCAGUGUAUCAUGGACCUCCACCUUCUUACGAGGAUGCCCUCAGAGUUUGA
This is a messenger RNA of Sungouiella intermedia, 2658 nucleotides long. The record is from the annotation of a GenBank genome assembly. NCBI's taxonomy places the organism in Eukaryota, Fungi, Ascomycota, Pichiomycetes, Serinales, Metschnikowiaceae.